This is a messenger RNA of Aspergillus costaricaensis CBS 115574, 3684 nucleotides long. Its product is annotated as protein kinase IKS1. NCBI's taxonomy places the organism in Eukaryota, Fungi, Ascomycota, Eurotiomycetes, Eurotiales, Aspergillaceae. The transcript is spliced from 8 exons. Gene Ontology annotation, molecular function: transmembrane transporter activity; ATP binding; protein kinase activity. The coding region runs from base 49 to 3684 and encodes 1211 amino acids. Gene Ontology annotation, biological process: transmembrane transport; protein phosphorylation. The record is from RefSeq and is a predicted model, not a curated record.
CUUGUAUUUCUCUGUGUUCUCUAAGCAUGGGCUGCUCUGCCUGCUAUAAUGGCGGACGAAGGCAUGUCCAUUGUUCCCUACGGGUCAGGCAAUCUUGACGUCGUACUCCGCCAUAACGACUCUGUCGUUGUUUUCGACCGAGACUCCCAGCAACUUGUUCUUCGACAUGCAGCCGAAAGUGAUGACGGCAACCUGGAGCUCGCUGACUGCCCGUAUUGCCAUCGACCCCUACGUGAUAGCAGCUCAGCCCAGGACGACCACCAUGGCGGAACGCAGCCGGAAUUUAUCAACCCACACUAUUUCCGUAUGCUUCACAAUAGCUUGCCCAGCUCUGUGAGCUCAUCGAGCCCUCCGUCACCCCGUCGACGUCUGGUGCCGCCCGCACUUGCAGACGGUCCCACCAGCGAGCCCAGCUACUCGGGUAGCGGCAUACACUCUACGCAAGGAAUCUCUUCCGCCGCUUUUACGCAGGACUACUUCAAGAAGUUUUUCGUGGAAGAGACGGUCUUGGGAAAGGGAGGGAAAGGAGUGGUUUUGCUGGUAAAGCAUGUGCUGGACGGUGUAUCGCUCGGACAGUAUGCCUGCAAGCGGGUACCCGUUGGAGACGAUCAUGAAUGGCUAGAGAAGGUGCUCGCUGAGGUGCAAUUGCUGCAGCAUCUUACACACCAAAAUCUUGUUUCAUAUCGACAUGUGUGGCUAGAGAACGCGAAGAUUAGUACGUUCGGGCCCAGUGUGCCUUGUGCGUUUAUUCUUCAGCAAUAUUGUAACGCUGGGGAUCUGCAUAACUAUAUCUGUGGUUCGGUUGACACUCCGACAACCACUGAGCAGCUGAAGGAGCGUCUGCGCAGAAAGUCCCGAGGAGGGCCGGAACCUCCGCCUGAAGCCGGUGGCCUUCGCAAGUUGAACUUCGAGGAAAUUUAUUCUUUCUUCAAGGACAUCACCUCGGGGUUGCGUUACCUUCAUGCUAAUGGAUACAUUCAUCGUGAUCUGAAGCCAAACAAUUGUUUGCUUCACAAGACCAGUGAUGGAAUUCGAGUGCUUGUGAGCGACUUUGGCGAGGUUCAGGCGCAAGACUCGAUGCGGAGGUCUACUGGGGCGACCGGGACGGUUUCCUUUUGCGCUCCGGAAGUUCUACGGCGAGAUUAUCCAGGGGGUCCAUUUGGGAACUUCACCUUCAAGUCCGAUAUCUUCUCUUUGGGAAUGAUUCUCUACUUCCUCUGUUUUGCGCAGUUGCCCUACACGCACGCCGACCUGAUCCAUGAGGAGAAAGAGGACCUCGAUCAGCUCCGUGAGGAAAUCAGCCAUUGGGCUGGGUUUGACGAUGCGCAGUUUAUCAGGCCGGAUUUGCCUGGGCAGCUCUACACAUUCUUAAAACGUCUACUGUCCUUGGACCCUGACGGGCGGCCGUCUGCAGACGAGGUUCUGAGCGGCCUACAGGCUGGUGCCAACGUUAACGAGAGUUUUCGAUCAAGAAGGACCAGUCCAACAAGCCCUGACAUACGUCCAAGCGCGAGGAUUCAUCCGGUGGAAAGUACGGAUUCUCCAACCUUCCGGCCAUCCAGCUCUCCGAACAAGUCUCUGACACGGAGUCCAGUGGCUGUACGACGAAAUCCACUGUAUGAGCCGGAUGGUGCUGAGGCUGCAUCGAGGCCGGUUGUAGAAGAAACAAGCCCGUUGUCAGAGCGAAACACCCCGCUCAGCCCGGAAAACGACAUGAUGGUGCGGCCUUGGUUCUCCAGCGCACAAUCGCACUCUCCCGCACAAGCCGAACAUCGCGAGGUUCCCCAGGAGCGACCGCAGCCUGUCCAACAGUUACUACCCCCGCCUCCCGGUCGUUUCUCCCUGGCUAGAGUCUUCCCGGGCGCUGCAUCACUCAUCGACUCCCAGAUCCCUGCAGUGGCGUUGCAACUGGCGGCAUUCCUGCUCAAGGUCGUCUCCACCUUCCAGCCCUGCAGUCCUCUGGCAGUCAAUCCCUGGGUUGCUUAUCCUCUACUUCUGCUGGCUGCAGUCAACUUCCCGGCCGCUGGGCUAUGGACCCAGAUUGUUUCCCUUCUCCUCCACCUUUUGAUUUCCCUCUGCCCCCUGCCCGGCAUGGCAAUAAGCCCUGAGGCCAUUGAGCUCUCGGAAGCUACACACCUUGGGGAGGAUUUCCAGAAGUCCCAGCAGGUUCCGGGAGAUUCAGUCGGCGACACUACCGUCCGGCAGAAUCAUGAAGCUAAGCCUGAGGCCGAGUCCGAGCUUGAUGAGGCCAUCUAUCCCCACGGGGUCCAAUUCGUCCUCAUUUCCCUGUCCCUUUGUUUCUGUGUCUUUUUGGUUGGCCUGGAUGCCACGAUCCUAACCACCGCUAUUCCGCGUAUAACCGACGAGUUCGGGUCGGUGGCUGAUGUUGGUUGGUAUGAUGCUGCUUUUCGACUCACCUCCUGCAUGUCGCAGCUCUCUCAGGGAAAGCUAUAUGACAACUACCCGGUGAAAUGGGUCUUUCUCGUCAACCUACUGCUGUUUGAGGGUGGCAUCCUUCUCUCGGGCCUUGCGCCAAGUUCAUUCAUCUUUAUCAUUGGAAGGGCCAUAACUGGCUUGGGUUUUUCUGGGAUCAGUCAAGGCUGCAUGGUCAUCAUUGCAAUCUCUACGCCUCUACGAAGACGACCGACGUUUGUCGGCCUAAUCAGUGCCAGCGAAUACACUGCCAUCGCCAUAGCCCCUAUUCUUGGAGGCAUACUUACAUCCAACCUAUCCUGGCGAUGGUGUUUCUACAUUAACCUGCCUGCCGCGGCCCUACCAUCCGCCGUGCUUCUCCUUCUCAAGCUCCCGACCAUCACCCCCAGGGGCUCAAAAACACACAUCCAGAAACUCCACGAGCUGGACCUACUCGGGUUCUUCCUUUUCGCCCCCGCAGUGCUAUGCCUCCUCCUUGCGCUGCAAUGGGGCGGCGAUACCUACAGCUGGACCAACGGACGGAUCAUCGCCCUUCUCGUCCUCUCGCCCAUCAUCUUCACGGGCUUCUGUCUCCUCCAGCACCGCAAACAAGACACCGCCAUGCUCCCACCGCGCGUCCUCCGUAAACGCAUCAUUAUAACCGGCGCGGCCUUCAGCCUGUGUCUCUCAGCCUGCCGCGCCAUCGUCCAAUACUACCUCUCAAUUUGGUUCCAAACCGUCCGCAACGCCACCCCGCUCCAAAGCGGCCUCAACACCCUCCCCCUAGUCAUCUCCGUCCUCAUCAGCGCCAUCACCGGCGGUUGGCUCAUCUCCCGCACACGCACCUACACCCCGAUCCUCCUCCCCGCCUCUCUCCUCGUCAUCGCCGGCAUCGCCCUCAUGACAACCUUCACCCUCACCACACCUGCCAAGCUCUGGAUCCCAUCGCUCAUCCUCCUAGGCCUCGGCUCCGGCAGCGCCGUCGGCGUGCCCUUCAUCGCCGUGCAGGCCAUUCUCCCCAUGAAGGACAUCUCCAUAGGCAUGGCACUGAUGACUUUCUCGCAGGACAUCGGAGAAGCGGUGUUCAUCAGUGUGGCACAGGCGAUAUUCUUGAACCGGUUGACGGGAGAUUUAGCGGAGAGUGUGCCCGGGUUGGAUCCGGUGAUGGUGACCCAUUUGGGUGCAACGAGCUUGGAGGGUAAGUUGCCUGGGAAGUACUUGGAGGCGGUGAUAGGAGCAUACGAUGUUGCAAUUGGGAAGGUUGCAUCCUAA